AUGGGUGUCGCCAAAAGGACAAGAAAAUUCGCGACGGUCAAGCGCAUGAUCGGCCGGCGGGAUGAUCGCCGCAAGGAAGACGUCGUCAAGAAAGCCGAGCUGGAGAAGAACAAGAAGCAGGAGGAGGCCGUCCGGGAAGUGCCCCAGAUGCCGUCGUCUAUGUUCUUUCAACACAAUACGGCCUUGGUUCCUCCCUAUCAAGUCCUCGUCGAUACCAACUUCCUCUCGAGGACAGUAGGAGCCAAGCUGCCACUACUGGAAUCAGCUAUGGAUUGUCUCUACGCGUCGUGCAACAUCAUUAUCACAUCUUGUGUCAUGGCUGAGUUAGAGAAGCUUGGGCCAAAAUACCGCGUGGCGUUGAUGAUUGCCCGCGAUGAGAGGUGGACUCGCCUGACAUGCGACCACAAAGGCACAUAUGCCGAUGAUUGCAUUGUCGACCGCAUCCAAAAACACCGCAUCUACAUCGUAGCCACAAACGAUCGCGACCUCAAGAGGAGAAUUCGCAAGGUUCCAGGCGUGCCCAUCAUGUCGGUCCAAAAGGGGAAAUACGCCAUCGAGCGACUACCAGGUGCCCCCGCCACUUGA
Molecule: messenger RNA, 585 nt
Organism: Parathielavia appendiculata
Lineage: Eukaryota; Fungi; Ascomycota; Sordariomycetes; Sordariales; Chaetomiaceae
Product: Fcf1-domain-containing protein
Exons: 9
Coding region: 1-585 (194 amino acids)
Cellular component (GO): small-subunit processome; nucleolus
Source: RefSeq, a predicted model, not a curated record